CUGGCAGCAUUUAGGCAAACGCUCACAAACAGCCGUCCGCAAUAAUGUUGUACGCACCUCAUGCAACUGCCACAGGCCGACGUCAGCGUCUCUGCCUGCUGCUGCUGCUGCUGAUCGCUCUGGGCAGCUGCUGCUGCAGCGGCAGCAACAUAGCGCAGCUGCUGCGCGAGGGCAAGCACAAGCUGUGCGGCCCCGCCCUGAACGAGGCCAUGGACAUGGUCUGUGUGAAUGGCUACAACACGAUACCAAUGGAGCGCGAUCUCAGACUGGAGCCGUCACACCAGGGCUUUGCGCUGAGCCCCCUCCUGUCCAGCCUCUAUGGGGCGGAGGUGUUGAUCAAGACGCGACGGCUGCGGCGACAGGGCGGCGGCAUCUAUGACGAGUGCUGUCGCAACUCCUGCACUCGGUCCGAGCUCUUGGCCUAUUGUCGCUAGUCGAGGACAUAGACGGACAGAGGCGCACGCACAUACAGAUACGCAUAUGCUCACAUACAUACACACAUAUAUACUAUUUGUUAAUCGCAAUCAUAAUCGUAUUCGUUAUCGUAAUCAUAAUCGUAAUCACUUAUUUAUGCAGCACCAAAUUUAGCUAAUGAAUAAAAGUAAAACUGUGCAGAAAAGUUUCACGGCUCAGCAGAAAGCUAAA
Messenger RNA from Drosophila mojavensis, 645 nucleotides. RefSeq names its product probable insulin-like peptide 1 (gene Ilp1). Bases 45 to 434 code for a protein of 129 amino acids. Lineage: Eukaryota; Metazoa; Arthropoda; Insecta; Diptera; Drosophilidae. The record is from RefSeq and is a predicted model, not a curated record. Gene Ontology annotation, cellular component: extracellular region. Gene Ontology annotation, molecular function: hormone activity. The transcript has a single exon.